Molecule: messenger RNA, 639 nt
Organism: Helianthus annuus (common sunflower)
Lineage: Eukaryota; Viridiplantae; Streptophyta; Magnoliopsida; Asterales; Asteraceae
Product: transcription initiation factor TFIID subunit 11-like
Exons: 2
Coding region: 1-639 (212 amino acids)
Source: RefSeq, a predicted model, not a curated record
AUGCCACCGCAGAAUCCAGGAGACUCAUGGCGAUUUAAUUACGAUACUUUGUGGGAUUUGUUUGACAUGGAAGAAGAAACAGAGGAAGAAAUGGAUUUCUUUGAUGAGUUGGAUAUUCUGAGAGAGUAUGAGUCAUCAGGAGAAAGUAUGCUUGCAGAAAUCCCUAGACCAGAUGGUUCCAAAAAGGUUGAUGUAACCUUAAAUGCCAUUGCUGAUGAAAAAGCAAGGCUGAAAAAGGAUAUGGAGGCAAAGGGUAAAUCAAGGUUUGAGCAGGAGAAGAAAGUUUAUAUGGAGAUGGAAGUGCAGGGUAUUUCUGAGCCCAAGGAUGAGGAAAGUCCUAAGACUAAAAGAAAACAGUCCACUAGAAAAGUGAGACAACCCAAAUCCAUACCUUCUAGACUCACAAAACACACUCCUCAAACUCCCAAAAGCUCCUCACAUCAAACCUCCAAACCAACAGAUGUUAAAUCACUUGUUGUAUCAACAGCUGUUGGUACUUCAGUGGUUUCAACAGAUGUUACACCAACAACUACCACCACUACCACUUCAACAUACACUCAAUCCACUGUCUUACCAAAAACCACCACUACCACCACCACUUCAAACACCACCUGCCACAGUGCAGAAGACAACAGUUGA